Molecule: messenger RNA, 1260 nt
Organism: Fusarium redolens
Lineage: Eukaryota; Fungi; Ascomycota; Sordariomycetes; Hypocreales; Nectriaceae
Exons: 2
Coding region: 1-1260 (419 amino acids)
Biological process (GO): regulation of DNA-templated transcription
Cellular component (GO): nucleus
Molecular function (GO): copper ion binding; DNA binding; DNA-binding transcription factor activity
Source: RefSeq, a predicted model, not a curated record
AUGAGAACUAACGAGCAAGGCGAAAAGGUUGCUUGUUUCAAGUGCCGUGAAGGGCACCGAACAACUAAAUGUGUUGACGGCCCUGGCCACCAAGAUGAUGUGCAGGUCAUUAGCCCGCCUGGUCGUCCAGUAGGCGCCAGGACCAACCCAGUCGUGGCCGCUGCGCGACGGGAAAAGAAGAGGAAACGCUUAGAGCAAAUCAAGGCGGAGGAAGAGGCGGAGGCCUUUCAACGAGGGGCUCAAGCUUUCUUUUAUCAGCGACCCACUUCUGCUCCCGAGCAGCGUAACUUCGUUGCUGGUUACCAGCAGUUUCCUGUACCUGGCCCCCAGAACUUUGGGGGCCUUGCUAACCUUCAUGCUGCUGCCCCUUCUUUUCCUCGGCGUUCUACGUUCCCUCCUGAUCCCCUUCCUGCUCAUCAACCUGAUGCCAUUCAGCAUUUCUUGAGGCAGACAUAUUAUGGUGGCAUGGCUCACAAUCCUGUCCCUCCUGUCCCCGCUGUCUCUGUCCCUGUUUCCCCUCUCCCUGCUCUUGACCAUGCUGUCUCUUUUGAUCCCUACAUCAUGGACAAUUCCAUGGACACAGGGUUUCAAGUUCCCAUGCCUGUCCCAGGUUUCCCUCUUGCUGCCCCUGCCCCUGCUCCCUCCCUUGCCUCCGGUGUCUUUGGUAAUUCCUUCGACACAAGUUUUCAACAUCCCAUGCCUGCUCCCGGUUACCCUUUGCUCCGUCCUCUCCUUCCUGUCUCUUCUGUCCCGGCUUCUCAAACUAUCUUGGCCAACCAGGUCAAUGCUAUGGCACAGAACCCUUUGGCCGUCGACCCUGCUACAGUAUCUCCUCAAGCUGGCAUGGUGGUUCCGGCUAAUCCAAUGGACGACUGGAUGAACGAAACCAUCCGGGAAGAUCGCAUGGGGGCUGGUCAAGCUGUCCCUCCUGUGUCCUUUCCCCCACCCCCAAGGCUCUUCCCCAUCAACGAGAGCCGUUGGGACGAAAUCAUCCCUGAGCAAAUUGCUCAGCCUAUCCCGGCGGCUAACCAUGGCGUCCAAUCUUCCGGUUCCUCGUUUUCUUCUGGGUCGUGGGUUUUUGUUGAUCACUCGUCUUCUUCUGGUCAGUCGUCUUUGGAGGUCUCCCCAACCAUGGGUCCUGCCGCACUUGGUGCUCAGGCUAACGAGGGCGCAUGGUCAAUGGCUUUUCAUCCCUUACCCUGGGACCUUCACAGCUUUCCGACUGAAGACCCCAAUGAGGAUAUAUAUGGCUCUGACUAA